Molecule: messenger RNA, 828 nt
Organism: Microthlaspi erraticum
Lineage: Eukaryota; Viridiplantae; Streptophyta; Magnoliopsida; Brassicales; Brassicaceae
Source: the annotation of a GenBank genome assembly
AUGACAAGUACGACGUUGAUAAGCAGCGUGAACUUGGCGCUUCAGGCGAUGAUGCCUUCUCUCGCCUCUACGCCUCCAUUGAUUCUGACAUUGAAGCAGUUCUUCGUGUUUGUCUCCUACACUUUAUCUUUUUCCAAUCUUUGGAUUCCCUUGGUUAAUUUCCUUCUCUUUCUUGAUAGAAAACUUACUAAAGCAGAGUUGGCAUCAACGGAAAACAACAGAGCUGCAGCCGUAGCCUUGAAUGCUGAGGUUCGAAGGACAAAAGCACGUUUAGCUGAAGAUGUUGUUAAGCUGCAAAAAAUGAUCGUUAAAAAGGAGAAAGGUCUAACAAAAGAGAGACGAGAAUCCCGGUAUGAUCUGGUUAUCGCACUAGCGGAUAGGAUUCAAGUAAUACCUGAUGGAAACGAACAUGCAACCAAACAAGCGAAUAAUGAGUGGGGAGGUGCUUCUGCACCAAACAAGAACAUCAAGUUUGAUAUAUCUGAGGAAGACAUGGAUGAUGGGUUUUUCCAACAAAGUGAAGAAUCAAGCCAGUUUAGGCAAGAAUAUGAGAUGAGACGGCAAAAACAAGAUGAAGGUCUUGAUGUCAUAUCAGAAGGUUUGGAUGCACUGAAGAACUUGGCGCGUGAUAUGAACGAGGAACUUGACAAGCAAGUCCCAUUGAUGGACGAAAUGGAAUCAAAGGUUGAUGGAGCAACUUCAGAUUUGAAGAACACCAAUAUUAGGCUCAAGCAACAACUUGUGAAGAUGAGAUCCAGCCGCAACUUCUGCAUCGACAUUAUUCUUAUUUGCGUAGUCCUUGGAAUCGUCUCUUACAUCUACAAGUAA